This is a messenger RNA of Mercenaria mercenaria, 2117 nucleotides long. Its product is annotated as neuronal acetylcholine receptor subunit alpha-9-like. The record is from RefSeq and is a predicted model, not a curated record. The transcript has 9 exons. Gene Ontology annotation, molecular function: transmembrane signaling receptor activity; extracellular ligand-gated monoatomic ion channel activity; neurotransmitter receptor activity. Gene Ontology annotation, biological process: nervous system process; regulation of membrane potential; chemical synaptic transmission. The coding region runs from base 1 to 1374 and encodes 457 amino acids. Gene Ontology annotation, cellular component: membrane; neuron projection; synapse. NCBI's taxonomy places the organism in Eukaryota, Metazoa, Mollusca, Bivalvia, Venerida, Veneridae.
AUGUUGCGGUUUGAUACAGUAUGUGAGGAAAAAACAUUAUUCUUUAUUUGUAUUUCAGUAUUGCUCAGUUCGAUACAAAGUGUGGGAGCCUAUAGCUACGAACCAAAUUAUGCUGCAGCAUUAGAAACGGACUUGUUCGCUACAUACGCGAAAAAACAUAGGCCGCAGUCCAAAACAGAUAUCGUGCUGGAGUUUGGACUAAUGCACAUAACAGAACUGGACAUCGUUACUCAGCGUUUAUACAGUGUGGGAUUUCUUUCAACUUACUGGUUUGAUGGCCGCUUGCAAUGGACACCAUCGGGGUACGGGAACAUGACGUCGUUUAUCCCAUUAGUCACCGACAUUUGGACCCCGCCGCUGGUUUUGAGUAAUGCAGCGGAUGAAAUAAAAUUGCUGAAUGACAAUUCUAAUUUUGAGAGCUGUCCUGUUUUCUUGCAUUUCAAUGGGUUUGUGAUAUGGCUGGUACCUGCCAAUUUCAUAGCACAGUGUACCAUCAACAUAAAGUACUAUCCAUUUGAUUCCCAGAGCUGCAACAUUUUGGUUACUUCAUGGCUGUACGCGGAUAGUCAGGUAGAUCUUAGUGCACAGGGUUCAAAGAUUAACCUGGACAUUUACGAGGAACAUGGUGAAUGGGAAAUUUCUGGGACGUCUGUUGAAGCUAGCGCGAGAGUUUUAAAUGGCUACAGUAACCCAGCAAUUAAGUUCACGGUUAAUCUCAAGAGAAAAUAUUCCUACUACCUGUUGAACAUGCUGCUUCCGGUUAUUGUCCUUGCUGCCAUGGCUCCGUUUGUAUUCAUCUUGCCAGUGGAGAGCGGAGAAAAGAUCGGUUUUGCUCUGACGAUUCUUUUGUCAUUGUCAGUUGUCAUGACAGUCGUGUCUGACAACAUACCGCCAACAUCGACCAAUAUAUGCGUGCUUAGCGUGUACCUACUGAUUAUUUUCAUCAUCUGUUCUUUGGAAACCUUGGCAACUGUUAUAACAUGUAGAAUACACGAGCUUCACAACAAAACUUACGUGAUGGGUGACGGAUGUCAGAAUGCUGCUAGAAUCCUCUCAAGAAUUACGAGAUACAGACGAAGGCCUAAAAUUUGCGACAUAACAGCGUUCAAAGAGGAACAUAAUCUAAAAGAAAUACAAGCUGAUGUGCCAGAAAAGAAUGACUUAUCGAAACAACUGGGACGAAAUAAUAAUGCAUGGACUGAAAAUGAAAACGAAGAUGCCCAAAAAGAAGAGGGUAUUAAAAUGGAAUACACUUAUGAAGAUAUCGUAAUCAUGUAUGAAACCUUCAAUUUAGUUCUAUUUACUGUGCUGACGUCACUCAUAACAAUAACUUUUAUGGUCGUUUUGCAUACCAACGCAGGAGAGUCAAACUAAAAUACAGACUAUUUUUCAUAUACCUAUCAAUAUUUGUUUUGAAACCUAAAUGAUUAUCCCACACAAAACCUUUACCAACGAACCAUUUAUUAAGCGUAAUUCAUACAUACAAGCUUAUUAUAUUUGUCAUUUAAACGGUAAAUUGAUAAAGAGAAAAAAUAAUCAACUGUAUUUACAAGUUAGACCUGAUAUUACGAGAUACAAGUUAGAAAAUGUGGAUAAAAAUUUUGUGAGAAUUUCUAAAUCAGAAAACAUAUUUAAUACUAUUUAAAACAAUCAGAAUGGACGUGUUGACAUUCGUAGGUCUAAAAAUAGGAAAGUUACAGACUAGAACACAGUUCUUUGAAAUAUUUUGGACAGGACUUGGUACCUCGACAGAAUAGUAAAAGCUGAAGGGAGUUAUGAGUUAAUGAGUCGGCAAGUGAAUAUAAUGACUAUUAGUUGUUACCUUUCAUCUUUGCGUGUAAGCGUAUAGGUCUACUUUCGCCGAAGACUGUUAGUAAUUUUAGUUGAAGGACUGUACAAGAUACAGAGGACGUUCCAAUUCCAGAAGCUUUCUGGUUCUUAAGCGUGCUAGGUGUAAAGCAUCGAAAACAAAAGUAGGGUGGUAUUUCAAUGAAGGGCUAUGUCCUUUCUUUCUUUUACUUAUUUUGCUUUUUUGAUGAUAUAUUAUUAUUUUGCCUAUAACGUGACUAUCAUUGAAAACAGUUUCCCUCUAAUCAGAUAUUUCCAUCGGCACCUUC